This is a messenger RNA of Exophiala bonariae, 1029 nucleotides long. RefSeq lists its product as uncharacterized. Bases 1 to 1029 code for a protein of 342 amino acids. The transcript has a single exon. NCBI's taxonomy places the organism in Eukaryota, Fungi, Ascomycota, Eurotiomycetes, Chaetothyriales, Herpotrichiellaceae. The record is from RefSeq and is a predicted model, not a curated record.
AUGUCCAAAAUCCGAAAUCUCACCACCGUGUCAACCUACAGUCUCGCGCACACGGCGCAAUGCAAAUUGAAACUCUCAGCCAAGCGCGGCGACCGCGAUCUGCGCUUCAUUCUCGGGCACGCAUUCACGCUGGACAACGUGAUGCUGCGGAUCAUGGAGAUUGAGAACCAGAGCGCCAAGUCGUCAUUCUUAGAGGGCCGACCCCCGAGCGAGGACGGAGACGUGCACUACGACUGCUCGGCCGCGAAGCCCGUCGAGCCAGAGGAGCACUACGACUGUUCGAAAGCAGCACCGGCCCCGGAACCAGAGCCUGAAGAGCACUACGACUGUUCCAAGCCAGCGCCGCCAGUCCCAGCAGAGCCCGACGCCAGAGGCCGCAGAAUCAGCUUCCAAGACAACAAUGCCCGCCCCUCGAAUACGUUCAGUGGAAACGGAUCGAACAAUGGCGGCAACUCCCCCGCUCGAAAACGUUCCCCUCCACCCGUGGCCCUCCCGUCCAAACCGGACUACUACCUCGACGACUCCGACUCGGACGGCACCUCGUCCGACGACUACGACGAACCGACCUCAUACGGACCUGGUGCUGGAGCAGCUCACGACCCCGCAAUAUCCCCCAACGCAAAACACCAAUCCACGCACGACGCAUACUCGGACUCAGAGGACGCGGCGCUCGAACUGGCCGACGACGAGCUAGACGACGACAUGAACGGCCUGUCACUGACACGGUUCGCAUCAGCAUCGGCGCAACCGCCACGCAUGAUUCGGUCGACCUCGUCGUCGUCUUCGGAGGACGACGACGACACCGGCCCCGUCUCGCCGCCGCAGUUGCCCGCCGACGUCGACGUGCGCGAGAUCAUCGACGGCGACAAGGACGAGGUCCUCGAGCGCCUCUACGAUGAUGUCCGCCGCUGCGCUUGUCAUGGCCUCGCGACCGAUCACGAGGUCGGGGCGAAACCGGUGGGAAUCUGGGAUGUCCCUGCUGAGAAAUCGGGGGGCAAGAGGUUGGCUGUUGUGGCUAUCGCUGCUUGA